AUGCCCGGCGCAAUCAUAGACGAGACUACCUGGGUGACGACUGAAGUCCCGGGCCCAGUGUCCAAGCAAAAGAUCGCAGCAUUGGACAAAGUCUUUGACGCAAGAGCAGUCCACUUUGUGGUCGACUACGAAAAAAGCCAUGACAACUUCAUCGUGGAUGUCGACGGCAACAAGUACCUCGAUGUGUACAGUCAGAUUGCUUCAAUCCCUGUAGGCUACAACAACCCAACUCUCAUCGCGGCUGCAAAGUCACCGGAGAUGGUCUCGGCCCUUGUCAACCGCCCAGCCACGGGCAAUUUCCCAGCAGAAAACUGGUUUGCCCUCUUGACAGAAGGUCUCCUCCGCGUGGCCCCGAAAGGCCACAACAGGCUGUUUACCGCACAAUCAGGGUCGGAGGCAAAUGAGUUGGCAUACAAGGCAGCAUUCAUGUACUACCAACGACAGAAGCGGGGCGAAGGUGUGGAGUGGAGCGAUCACGAAAUCCACACGUCGUUGCACAAUACCUCUCCUGGCUCCCCAGACCUGUCCAUCCUGAGCUUCAAGAACUCUUUCCACGGACGAGGUUUUGGCAGCUUGUCUACCACCAGGUCAAAAGCUGUGCACAAACUUGAUAUCCCAUCCUUCGACUGGCCACAUGCACAUUUCCCGGCCCUAAAGUAUCCUCUCGAGGAUAAUGUUGAAGCAAACAAGGCUGAGGAGGAGGCCAGCCUCAAGGAAGUGGAGGCACUCAUUACUUCAUGGCCAAACCCAGUUGCCGCGGUGAUCGUCGAGCCAAUCCAGAGCGAAGGCGGCGACAAUCACGCCUCACCAGCUUUCUUCCAGGGCCUACGAUCCAUUACCAAGAAGCAUAACGUGCUCCUCAUCGUCGACGAGGUGCAGACCGGAUUCGGCGCCACCGGCAGCUUCUGGGGCCACGACCACUGGAACCUGACCACGCCACCGGACAUGGUGACAUUCUCGAAGAAAGCACAGACCGCCGGCUACUUCUUCGGCGACGAGAAACUGUGCCCGGACAAGGCCUACCGGCAGUUCAACACCUGGAUCGGCGAUGCCGCGCGCGUCCUGCUGUGCAACGCCGUCAUCGACGAGAUCCUGAAGCGCAACCUUGUGGCCCAGACUGCGAGAGUGGGCGAGCAGCUGUACGCCGCGCUCGAGCGCGUGGCGGAAAAAUAUCCCGAACACGUGCACAAUCUGAGAGGGAAGGGCCAAGGAACGUACAUCGCGUUUGACACGACCAACGCUGCGGCUCUGGUCAAGAAGAUGAGGUCGCUGGGUAUCAACAUCGGUACCUGCGGCAAGGAGACCGUCCGGCUGCGCCCAAUGUUGAUCUUUGAAGCCGAGCUGGUCCCCAAAUUGGUGGGAACCCUGGAGAAGGCUAUUCUGGCCAUACAAUGA
Messenger RNA from Exophiala aquamarina CBS 119918, 1395 nucleotides. RefSeq names its product 4-aminobutyrate aminotransferase. Lineage: Eukaryota; Fungi; Ascomycota; Eurotiomycetes; Chaetothyriales; Herpotrichiellaceae. Gene Ontology annotation, biological process: GABA catabolic process. Bases 1 to 1395 code for a protein of 464 amino acids. Gene Ontology annotation, molecular function: pyridoxal phosphate binding. The record is from RefSeq and is a predicted model, not a curated record. Gene Ontology annotation, cellular component: mitochondrion. The transcript has 2 exons.